This is a messenger RNA of Mercenaria mercenaria, 4964 nucleotides long. RefSeq lists its product as uncharacterized. The record is from RefSeq and is a predicted model, not a curated record. Gene Ontology annotation, cellular component: external side of plasma membrane. The coding region runs from base 33 to 635 and encodes 200 amino acids. Gene Ontology annotation, molecular function: signaling receptor activity. The transcript is spliced from 4 exons. Lineage: Eukaryota; Metazoa; Mollusca; Bivalvia; Venerida; Veneridae.
CGAACCAGUUUUCCGAUCGAUAGUGAACAAAUAUGGAUGGGUGGUGGCAGGACUGUUUUUCUUAUUUCUAUGUUUUCAUAUGUUUUUAUUUCACUUGCGCGUUAAGCAAGGAUACUGUAAUUGAAUACCACGAAGACACAAAGCCCUGCACAGUCUUUGAAAAUACACGAGUAGCAAAGGCUGAAGGAGGACUUAUAAACUGUUCCUGGUAUUCACACAAUGCUUGCUGUAAGAGAACAGAGGUGACGUCUGUCUUCUCAUCCAACUCGCUACCUCUGUACAUGGCAAGCCAGGACUGUCAUAACCAUAUCAACUAUAUGAUGUGCUAUUUCUGUAGUCCAGAUCAGUUUCAUUGGUACAAAGAGGGGAAGGUACAUGUGUGUGAGAAGUUCUGUCAGUCUGUCUAUACUUCAUGCAAAGAUGCUUUCUACAAUGGGACGAGAUUAGGUGAAGCCUACAGAAAUGGUACAGCAUUUUGCGAGACACAGAAUUUUAAGGUUGUUAACAGCAAAUACUGCUUCAAGUACGAUCCAACAGUGUUUGACGUAGCCUCGUAUAUACAGCAUUCUGAUUUAUUACUUUGCUUUUUGGUGAUCUCAGGACUUUUCACAAGAAUUGUCAUGCACAUAUCAUAACCAUUGUAAAAGUAUUCUCAGUGGAGCAUUAGUAGACAACUUAAUAUAGUUAGAAGAUAGCUGUAAUCUAUAUAAAGACUGUAACAGUACUGGACUAGACUAUAAAGAAUCUGUUCGGAUGGGAAUAUCUGGCUCAAGGGUAACUGUUUAGGUGGUAACGAGGCUCUGCCGAGUUCUCACAAAACAGUUACCCUUGAGCCAGAUAUUUCCAUCUGUACCUUCAACUGUGAUAGAUUCUUUUUCUUGCAUGCCGUAUUCUUCAAUUUGUAGAAGAUAUAAAUAAAAAAAUUGAUUUUUUUCUUUCACUUGAGUCAUCUUACACCCAUGGAUGAAAGAUGAGUUUUUCUAGCACCGGAAAAUCCUGUCCGGCAUGCAAGAAUCUAUAAACUAUAACUGGUAAGUCGUAAAAAAUUGGAAGAGAACUGUCUGUCUUCCUUUAAUAGACAGGUAUUACUAACUUGUGUAAACAGUAAACUUGUGUGUACUAUUGGUAAAUGGUUAGUUAACAGCUGUUCACAUUUGAAUUGACAGCUGUUAAUGUCUUAUAAAGCAGAAAAUCACUUAAAUUGGCGUAAAUAAGAUCAAAAUCUUGGUUACUGUUAUCCAUUGUAGUACUAGAUAUAGCAGAGCGUUCAUAGACAUUUUUAGCAUUUAAUUAACUGUAAAUUACUGUAGAUAAAUAAGCUUUAAUAGCUGUAAGCCCUGUACAUAAGAGUAAAGUGUAGACAGCUGAUAUUUCAAGCAUAAAUCUGUUAACCAUUACAACUUCAAACCAUUGUAGACAUGGCAGUAAACUGAAGUUGAAAGAUUUUAGAGUCGUGUAGAAAGCAUUCAUAUGCCAGCUUAAAAUCAUUUGAAGAUGGCUAUAAUGGAUCAUUUGAAGAUGGCUAUAAUGGAGAAUAUGCAGUCACUGUUAUUGAAUAUAAUAUCAACUUGAUAAAAUCAAGUUAUUGUUUCUCAUCUAUAAAUGUAUGUAAACUGUAUUAAAGACAGGGUUGAGAAUCAGCCAAAUCUCAGCAUUGCUAAAUCGACACAAAAGUGGCUUUAUCUUUAACUUGUCAUUAUUAAAUGUGAUAUGUACCCUAAAUGACCAAAAAUUGAUCAAAACAGCUUCCUUUCUGAAUUUUGGGCCACAUUUCAGUAAUUUUAAUCGUUCUGCCUUUGACUGAUCAAUCUUUCAUGAUUCUGUAAAAAGGAAUUUUAACCACAUUGCAUGUGUAUUUAUAAAUAAUGGCAAUUACCGGUAUGUCAACAAAAUGUCAUUGAAUAAACAUGUACAACACGAGAUAAAGCUCAUUUUGGCAUUAUUCUGAUGGUAGAAUUUUUUUAAUGUAGUAAAUCAUGUAAUUAUAUGGUUCCUUCAUGCCAUGAUUAGUCACCUCAUUCAUGAUAAUUAGGCUGACAGUUCGGUAGUUAACCAUUUUUGAGAGUGUAAAAUGUAAGCUGAUAAUUAAAUAUAGGAAGACACCUAUUAACAUUUUUAGCAGAUAAUUUGCUAGUUGAUAGUUGAGAAAUUUAGUUUGUAAAUAUUAGUAAGUCUAAGUGAAUGAUGUUAAUUGCAUAUAAUAGCAUUUAGCUUAAAAUCUGUUAGAAGGCAGCUGAAACCCCAGCUGUUUUUAUCUUGUUACUUAUAUCCUUUGGCAGAUAGCUUUAAUACAACUUCAGAACUGCUGUUAACCAUAACAUAAUAGGAAGACUGGAGACUUUUUGUAUAUUUCAUUGUGUUAUAAAUAUAAAUUGUCAUGAAUAUUAGGCAAUCUUUAUAAUCUUAUUUCAUUGUUAUGUUGUGACCCAUAAGUUUAUACAUUAAAGUAGUUCUGCACAUUUGAAACACCUGUUCUUCUACAAAGUCAGAUUUUAUUCCAUGUAAAUUUUUCAAAGCAUCAUUGCAUCCAAAGGAAAUUUUUGUUGGAUCGAUAGGAAAAUUUUGGUCCUCCAGAUAAUUUCCACAAUGGGCGUCUAUGGGAAAAUCACACUAAACAGUUUUUAUUAGCUUGAAAAGUUCUUGAACUAUGAGCCGUGCCAUGAGAAAACCAGCAUAGUGUGUUUGCGACCAGCUUGGAUCCAGACCAGCCUGCGCAUCCGCGCAGUCUGGUCAGGAUCCGUGCUGUUCACUUAAUGUUUCUCUAAUUGCAAUAGGCUUUGAAAGCGAACAGCAUGGAUCCUGACCAGACUGCGCGGAUGUGCAGUCUGGUCUGGAUUCAUGCUGGUUGCAAACACACUAUGUUGGUUUUCUCAUGGCGCGGCUCAUGUUAUCUCAUUUGUUUUGCAUACCUUUUGCACACACAUAUUUAUUAUCGCAGUAUUAUUUAUUAAUUUAAUAUAUGUUUUAUUUAACAUUCUUUAGUGAGACUACAUUUUAUACGUUCAUAAUACCAGUUUGAUUUGAUAAGCUUUUUACUUAUUAUACAUGUAUGCUGUACCACCCAGCCAGUAAGCAUACACUAUACAUUUUUAUUAUUUAACUCUAUUUGUUCAUUUCAUUGCAAUGUAUUAUAAUAACUGAAUGGUAGAAGGGAGGUCUUUUUGGUACAAAAUUGUUUGCCUUUCAAGUGAUAACAUUGUCAAGAUCAUAGUUUUACAUAUAUUUCAUACAACGAUAUGUUGCUACAUAUAUUUCAUAUAACAAUAUAUUGCACAAAUGACCCUUAGGUCUUAUGUUAGAGAUAUUGUUGAUUAUUUGAUAUGUUUAAUGUACUUAAGACCAGAAUAUUAUUUUAAUGUGUCAUAAUUAAUUAUUUUUGUCUUGUCUUGUCUGUCUGUCUGUCCAUCAGUCUGUCACAAAAGUUGUCUGGAGUACUUCUCUAAAACUACUUCAUGUUCCAUUUUAAAACAAACUUUGUAGGAAAGGUCAGUACUGAGGCUAAUUUUUCAUGUCUUUCACAUUUUCCAGUUGAACAACAUUUCAGAGUUAUCACCCUGUAGGUCAGAUCAGUUUUGGAUCAAGCUCAGUUAUGGGCCCUUGAAGUAAUAAAUACGCUAUAUUUCACUGUUUAAACACUUUUUAAACAACUUCAUUCUUCACCAGUCAGUUAAAUUGUCUGUAAUAAAGUAAUAUCAACACAGUUUUGCACUUUAUGAAUAAGAAUGGUUGCAACUAGCACUAACAGUGUUAUGCUAAGUUCUGAGCUUUUACAACAAUGCUUAACCCGUAUCAUGCUGGACACGAUUGAUUCUGCUUUUGCGACAAGUGUAGAUCUUGAUCUGCCUGCACAUCCAUGCAGUCUGAUCAAGAUCUGCACUGUUCGCCAUGCAGUCGGCAUCUUUUUGGUAAACACCCCUUUUUGCUUUUAACAGUUAAAGGUCCAAUACUAAGGAAAGUGAACAUUUUAAUUUCUUUUAAAAAGCACAGAAACUAUUUCAUUUUAUUGGAAAAUGAAAGUUGGUAUGUGGAAAUUCGAAAUAAAUCGCAGUAUAUGUACAAUUAUUUUUCUAUGAAGUAUGAAGAAAGUUAAAAAGACCUGAGGGGUCAUUCUGUCGAUUCAUUGAAAUUUCAACAUAAUACACAUACAUUUCUUUGAGUUCCAAAGACCUUCUGUAAAUUUUGACCUGCCAAUCUUCAUUAUUUAGUGUCUUGCAGAAGUCUAUGCACUGGCUAUGAAAAAAAAUGCCAACUCACUUUCCCUUAGUAAUGGACCUUUAAUGGUAAUGUCGAAAUUGAAAGAUGGACAAGUUCAUUAUAGAAAUUUAGCAGGGUAAGGGUAAAUAAUAUGGUUGUUUUCAGUUUCCUUUUGAAUUCCUACCUUUACCCUACUAAAUUUCUAAAAUGUGAUGGUCCAUCAUUCAGUUUGGGCAAUACCACUUACUAUUCAAAGGGAUGUUCACGGAAAAUAUACUGACUGAAUAGUGAACAGUGCAGACCAUGAUCCGUGCAGGCUGAUCUUGGUCUGCACUGGUCAAAAAGGGCGAGCAGGCUAAAGGUUAAUGAUUUCAUUUCCUAUUUUCCAAAAAAGUAAAUUGUAUUAUUAAUUGAAUUGUUGAACAUUAAUGUUGGUCUACCUUCUGACAAAUGUCUUUGUGCUUUGACCAGAUAUUGCAUGUUCAUUCAACCUGCCAUUAUAAUGAAGUGUUAUGGGGAGACAUGAGCUUUUACCAAAAGUAAUCACUAGGUAAUAUAUUUAUUUGUAUUUAGGUUAUGUUUUACACUUGAAUCAAAACUUCUAGUCCUUGUCAUUUUUGCACAUUUCUAGUCAAUUUUCUUUUGUUUAUAAUAUUUUUAUAGUUUUAAAUAUACAUUUAUUUUAAUUUUCUUUAUUCUUAAUUUUUCAUAAUUUUGAAUUUUAUGUUAAUGCACUUUUUGAUAUAUAAUAAACUAUUUAAUACCAAAAA